AUGUUUAUCUGUAAACGCUGUUGCCCAUGCUGUAAAUCACCACCGAAAUUACAUCAAGAGCAGCAUACUGAUACUAAAAUCCAUCUACAUGGUACAUCGAAUCCUAAGGACAAGCCUUUUGGUUUUGUUGAAAUUUAUCCAGGCGUGAAUACAUCUGAUAAUACUUACAAUUGUCCGAUGCUUGCAAUUCAUUUAUAUCGUCAUUCAAAAGAAACAGCGAAUGUUACUGGUCAAAAAAUCUCAGUGGUCCUCGAUAACAGCAAUAAUGAGCACCGACUUCAAGAAGGUCAACAACAAUAUAAAGUCAAAGAAAAAGCCAAUGCUGAAGUAGAACUCAUACUAAUCCCAGUUGAAGAUGUACUACAUAUUAGCUCCAAAGCAGAAAUUCAAAAAGAUAUUGAAGCUGAUACUAAAGCACAUAUUGAACAUGUUUAUGAGGACAGUGAAAAUUGUUGUGAUCGUUGUUGUCGUAGUUUGUGCAAUUGUAGUAGCUGUUGUCGUAGCUUGUGCAGUUGUGGCAGUUGCUGUAAACGUGCACCUAAAAUUGCUCCUAUUAUAACUUCUUCAGAAACAAUUACUCGUGAAACAGAUAGACAUCGACAUUCCAAUGUUCGCGUAGAAGAUCUACCUGUUCCCAAAGCGAAAUCUGGUUGUUUUGAUUGUUGCCGCUGUUGGUGUUGUCGAUUAAAAGUACUAACUCGAAUUAUCCGGCGAACAAAGAUCGUGGCUGAAGAAGAAGCGAAGCGUUUUGUUACAAUCACUAUCGAAUACUUAAAAUAUAGUAAUCUUGAUACGCCAACCAAUACACGCCUACUUAGUGAGCAAGAUCAGUUAGCGCACUACAAAAAGAAAUUUGAUCAGGAGCAAAAAAUAGAAUUCUUUUUAUUCACCGACACUGAACCACAACCGACGAAGUUCGAGUCGAAGAUCAAGCAAGCCGGUGAGUUCUGUCGAGCAGUGAUGGGAUUAAAGGGAAUGAGGGGUCAUUAUCCAUCGCCUAGUGAUCUAAAGAAAAUUAUUGGUCCAGACGAGAAUAAUCGUCAAGACAAAAUUAUUGGUCCAUCUCCUUACAGAACAAUUGGAGAUGUAUAUGAAGAACCCACUCUAAAUAAUCCAGUCACUCAGCUUCAAAUUGCCGACAGAGGUCCUAGUCACCAAAGACAACUGCAACAACCGCCACAACAGUCAAUUCAAGAUGUUUAA
This is a messenger RNA of Rotaria socialis, 1203 nucleotides long. The record is from the annotation of a GenBank genome assembly. Lineage: Eukaryota; Metazoa; Rotifera; Eurotatoria; Philodinida; Philodinidae.